Molecule: messenger RNA, 735 nt
Organism: Acanthocheilonema viteae
Lineage: Eukaryota; Metazoa; Nematoda; Chromadorea; Rhabditida; Onchocercidae
Source: the annotation of a GenBank genome assembly
AUGCGAAUGAUUAUUUUGGUUUGCUUAACUGUUGUAUCAAUCGUUUGGCAUGGAAAAUGUUCCAGCAGUAUACCAUUGGCAUCGUAUAAUUUAAAGCUUUACUGUCGGAAUGGUCAAUCACACAUUCCGGAGACUCGUGUUCCCUCUUUAUGUCCGUCAUCCAGCACUUCCUGUGGUUAUUUUGAAUUUGAAAAAAUAUUAUUGACGGAAAAUAGGGAAGAACCGUUAGGAAUCUAUGAAUGUAUCGAUUCCAGUAUUCUCAUGCCCGAUAAUGAUGAUAAUGAUGAGAUAAAACAGUUACUAUUUUCGAAAUAUUGCGAUGAUCAGGCACGUUGUCGAGAAAUAAUGCUUUCCUCAUUCAAUCCAAAAUUUAUUCAGUAUUUAAUUAAACGAGUUGACGAUAGAUAUUCAAAUAGAUGGGAUGAUGAUAAAUUACAACGAUUAUUAACAAAGAGAAUAAAAUUUUGUUGUGCUAUCAAUGAUCAUCUCCUCCAGAAAAUUAUACAUUCCGGUGAUCACGUUCUUCCUACAUUAGCACCUUCUCAACCUGUCACCUGCAAUAAUGUUCACUGUCGAGGUGCUCCAAUCGGAUGUCUCACUUAUUCGAAAUUCAAUCGAACACAACAACCAAUAGAAAAUGAAGAUGAUGUUAUCAUUGUACAACCCGUGCAUAUCACUUAUGACGAAUAUACAAUGCUUCCAUCACAGCUAUGCAUUAUUUUAAAAUUUAUUUGA